AUGGCAAAUUCUGCAAAUUCUGGAAAUUCUGGAAAUUCUGGUACAGUAAUGGAAUCUCAAGAGACCGAAACAACAAGAACUUCAAGAGGUCGCACUCGUUUGGAUAAGCUGGUUAGGCAAAGGGCCCACGGAAUUAGAAAGGAUAUAAAAUUCAAUAAAUUUGGACAGCCAAUAGGAGACUUUGCUAGUGAAAUGCAAAGUUAUAUCGGCAUUCUCGCUCGGGAAAAGGUUAGGAUAAGUUACAAGUCAUGGAAGCAAGUUCCAAGUGGCGUUAAGGAUUUAAUAUGGGAAUCAGUUAAUUUGAGUUACAAUGUUGACCCCAGAUGGAAAAAGGGGUGUUUGAAUUCGGCAAAUAGUAAGUGGCGGCAAUAUAAAGCUCUCCUCACUCAUAAGUUUAUUUUUAGCAAGCUUGCUAAACCGGAAGAGUUGAAAGAACCACCAAUUGGGUAUGGUAUUACACGAGAUGAUUGGAGUGCGUUUGUAAUCAGUCGCAUGUCGGACGACUUCAAGAAAGUAAGUGAUGAGCAAAAGAAGAGAAGAAAGCAGAAUGUAUACCCACAUCGGCUUGCCCGUAAAGGUUAUGCUCGUUUUGCUGAUGAAAUAGGAGAUGAAUUAUGUGAUGAUGAAGAGAUUAAUUGA
Zingiber officinale is the source of this 639-nucleotide messenger RNA. RefSeq lists its product as uncharacterized. The coding region runs from base 1 to 639 and encodes 212 amino acids. The transcript has 4 exons. NCBI's taxonomy places the organism in Eukaryota, Viridiplantae, Streptophyta, Magnoliopsida, Zingiberales, Zingiberaceae. The record is from RefSeq and is a predicted model, not a curated record.